Cercopithifilaria johnstoni is the source of this 1137-nucleotide messenger RNA. The record is from the annotation of a GenBank genome assembly. NCBI's taxonomy places the organism in Eukaryota, Metazoa, Nematoda, Chromadorea, Rhabditida, Onchocercidae.
CCGAAAUUUUUGACACGUGCCGAACGUGAAGCACUCGCAUUGAAGAAACGUGAAGAACAAGUAGCAAAACAACGAGAAACUCAAAAAGCACUGCUUGAGAAACGGAAAGCAUUUAUUCAAGAUGCUAAAAGAGCAGAAAAAGAACGUGACCGAGAACGUGAAAAGGAACGCAAAGAUCGUGAACGUGAACGUGAACGUGAACGCGAACGUGAAAAAGACACAGAUCGUGAAAAGGAUCGCGAGCGAGGACGUAGAAGUCGGAGUCGCGAUCGAGAAGGACGAAGAAGUAGAAGUCGAGAAAGAAGAAGUCGAAGUCGCGAAAGACGAAGUAAAAGUCGUGAACGACGCAGUCGUAGUCGUGAGAAACGUCAAGAAACGGAAAAAAAUGAUCGUAAUGGAGAAGUGAAAGAUGAAAGAGAAACCGAUAAAGAUUUGGAAAAGCUCAAUGAAGCUAUCCGUCAGCGUUACCUCGGAGGACAGAGAGAGAAACGAAAACGUGGUCGUCGAUUGCAUGAGCGGAAGUUCAUUUUUGAUUGGGAUGCUGGCGAAGAUACGUCAAACGACUACAAUAAAUUAUACCAGAAUAGACAUGAAGUGCAAUUUUUUGGUCGAGGAUCCAUAGCUGGAAUGGAUGUAAACGCACAGAAGAAGCAAAAAUCGGAGUUUUAUGCGAAUUUAAUGGAAAAGCGGCGAACCAAAGAAGAGAAACAGCAAGAAGAACUACGAUUGGCUGGUGUAAAGAAAAAAGAGAAGAAGGAAGCAUUUGAUAAUAGACAUUGGACACAAAAAAACUUGGAUCAGAUGACUGAACGUGAUUGGCGUAUAUUUCGGGAAGACUUCAAUAUUUCUAUUAAAGGUGGCCGUGUUCCGAAACCGUUGCGCAAUUGGGAAGAAGCAGGCUUACCUUCAGAAGUCUUUGAUGUUAUUAUGAAAAUUGGUUACAAGGAACCAACACCAAUCCAACGGCAAGCAAUUCCCAUCGGCUUGCAAAAUAGAGAUAUAAUUGGCGUAGCGGAGACUGGAUCUGGAAAGACGGCUGCCUUUUUAAUACCACUUCUGGUGUGGAUAACAUCAAUACCAAAAUUUCAUGGUAACGAUGAACAAGACACAGUUAGUUUUUAUUUGCCAAUUUUUUAA